Messenger RNA from Ostertagia ostertagi, 519 nucleotides. Lineage: Eukaryota; Metazoa; Nematoda; Chromadorea; Rhabditida; Trichostrongylidae. The record is from the annotation of a GenBank genome assembly.
AUGAAUGCAGCGCAGCAGCUCCCAUCUCACUCAUCAUCUUUUGCAGGGUGUGCCCAUCAAGCUCGCGCUCACUAUGUGCGAACCAGCUUCGACACCGAUCCAGCUGUUCUGGAUCAUCUUUUUCAUGUUGUUUGGAAGCUACCACCACCAAAACUUGUCAUCACUAUUCAUGGAGGAUUGACAAAUUUUGAUUUACAAUCGAAAUUGGCACGUAUCUUCCGAAAAGGAAUACUGAAAGCGGCUCGGUCAACAGAUGCUUGGAUAAUCACAUCCGGAUUGAACACCGGCGUUGUACCGCACGUCGCAUCGGCUCUUGAAGAUCUCGGUUCAACGUCACGAUCUCGGACCCGAGUGAUCGCAAUAGGUGUGGCGCCAUGGGGCAUGCUCAAACGAAGGAAUCGCUUCAUUGGGACGGACAAGUCGGUUCAUUACGCAACAAAUCAGUUCAACAAGUCAAGGCUGGCUGAACUGAAUGAUCGUCAUUCUUACUUUCUGUUCGCUGACAAUGGAACAGUCGGA